Messenger RNA from Lathyrus sativus (Indian pea), 459 nucleotides. The record is from the annotation of a GenBank genome assembly. Lineage: Eukaryota; Viridiplantae; Streptophyta; Magnoliopsida; Fabales; Fabaceae.
AUGUGUGUGAGAUUAUUGGCCGCAAAGUCAAAUUGGAAUGUUCCUUAUCAGUGCUUGGAAUACUUUGCAAAAAUGAUGUUGGAUACGACUCCUACGAAUGACAACUUGCCUACGAGUUAUUAUGAUGGAAAGCGGUUGGUGUCGAAGUUGGGUUUAGAAGUACAAAAGAUUGAUUGUUGCAUAAAUAGAUGCAUGUUGUUUUAUGAAAAUGAGUAUGGUAUUAAUGAUGAGGCGCUGGAGGAAUGUAAGUUCUGUAAGAGUCCAAGAUAUCAAGUUCGUAGUAAAGGCAUUAACCGUAAACAAAAACGUGUAGUAGUGAAGUCCAUGUUUUAUUUGUCGAUAAUACCAAGGUUAAAAAUAUUGUUUGCUUCAAUGCACAGUGCAAGUCAAAUGACACAACAUCAUACAAACAAAACAAGUUCAGGCAUUAUGCGACAUCCAUCUGAUGGUGAGGCAUGA